Molecule: messenger RNA, 1453 nt
Organism: Sapajus apella (tufted capuchin)
Lineage: Eukaryota; Metazoa; Chordata; Mammalia; Primates; Cebidae
Gene: THAP8
Product: THAP domain containing 8
Exons: 4
Coding region: 199-1017 (272 amino acids)
Source: RefSeq, a predicted model, not a curated record
UACUCGCUUUGGCUCAUUCGCCACGUGACGAGGGCGUGGCUGUGGGACCGGAGGGGGCACCUAGUAUACAGGCGCUCUCAGCUCUGCCGGGUACGUGACGAGACUCCAGGAACGUCACGUGAGGCAGGGUUCGGCGGCGCUCGGCGAAAACCAAAGUGCAGCCGCUGACCUGGCAAAACUCAGAGCAGCUGGGCAGCCAUGCCCAAGUACUGCAGAGCGCCGAACUGCUCCAACACUGCAGGCCGCCUGGGCGCGGACAACCGCCCUGUGAGCUUCUACAAGUUUCCACUGAAGGACGGUCCCCGGCUGCAGGCCUGGCUGCAGCACAUGGGCCGUGAGCACUGGGUGCCCAGCUGCCACCAGCACUUGUGCAGCGAGCACUUCACGCCCUCCUGCUUCCAGUGGCGCUGGGGUGUGCGCUACUUGCGGCCUGAUGCGGUACCUUCAAUCUUCUCCCGGGCACCACCUGCCAAGAGUCAGCGGAGGACCCAACGCACCCAGAAGCCAGUCUUGCUGCCGCCUCCCCCACAGGAGAAUAUACCCCUGCCCCAGGGCCCUGCCAUCCCAGUCUCUAGCCCAGUGCACCUAGUGGUGCUGGACCCCACAUUGGUGAGCCCUGAGACUGCGGCCACCAUGCUCCUGACCCCCCUGGCCCCUGCAUCCAUUCCUGAGGAGUCACGGCCUGAAGUCCCUGCCCAACAGGCCUGGACCGGGCUGGGCGCAGUGCUGGGAGCACUGCAGCGCCGGGUGCAGAGACUGCAGCGAUGCCAAGAACGGCACCAGGCACAGCUGCAGGCCCUGGAACGGCUGGCACAGCAGCUGCAUGGGGAGAGCCUGCUGGCACGGGCACGCCAGGGUCUGCAGCGCCUGACGAGGGUCCUUGGACCUGAGGAAUCCCAAACCUUCACCAUCAUCUGUGGAGGGCCUGACGUAGCCGUGGUCCUUGCCCAGGGCCCUGCACCUGCCACAGUGGAUGCCAAGCCGGAGCUCCUGGACACUCAGAUCCCCAGUGCAUAAGGAUCAAGACAGACAAUGUCACGGGACAGAAGAUAGAAGAUGGAGGAGGAGAGACAUUACACAUGGGCUUGGCCCAGCACCACUGCCCGCGUCUGGGGAGUGGCAGUGCCUCCCUCAAGGGCCUGGGUUCCACCACCCCCUUCCUAGGGACCUCAUGAACCUUCAGGGUGACCUGGGCUCAAGUCUCUCAGCCCCAGUUCUGGGUACUCGGCUUCUGCCACCCCCAGCUCAGAUCUUUGCAAAUCAGUACAACUUCAGAGCAAAACAAGUGUUUGGGAAAAUUGUACCUAGUUCUAAGGAGCCCCGUGGCUUUGGCCAAGCCUGAUACUGAGUUGAGGGUACCAUGGUGAACACAGCUGAGAAAAUCCCUGCCCUCAUGGUGCUCAUUCUACUUGAGUAGACGAUCUAGUAAACAAAUAAAAAGAACAUUGCAGAC